Messenger RNA from Ylistrum balloti, 708 nucleotides. RefSeq lists its product as uncharacterized. The record is from RefSeq and is a predicted model, not a curated record. The coding region runs from base 1 to 708 and encodes 235 amino acids. The transcript has 2 exons. Lineage: Eukaryota; Metazoa; Mollusca; Bivalvia; Pectinida; Pectinidae.
AUGACGGGACAGCUCAUUGUCCCCAACCCAUUUCCACCUCCAACCCCACCCCAUCCCCACCUCCACCCCACCCUAUCUCUACCUCCACCUCCAUUUCAUCUCCAUCUCCAUCUCCAAUCCCACCGCAUCCCAUCUCCAACUCCACUCCAUUCCAUCUCACCACCCCCCACACACUUCUCCACCUCAAACGCCCACCACAUUCACACCUCCAAACAAUCCCCAUCUACAUCUACAUCCCCACUCAAUCUUCUACUCCAAUCCCUAACAAUAUCUACACCUCAACCUCAUCUCCACAACCACACCAUCUACACCUCCAGCCCUAUCCCCUCUCCACCCAAUCCCACCUACACCUUCAUCCCCAUCCCAUCUACACCUCUAACUGAAAUCCAUCUUUACCUCCAGCCCCAACCCAUUUCCACCUCCAACCCCAUCCCAUCCCCACCUCCACCCCACCCUAUCUCUACCUCCACCCCCAUUCCAUCUCUAUCUCCAUUCCCACCUCAUCCCAUCUCCACCUCCACCCCCAUUCCAUCUACACCUCCAACCCCUAACCCCGUCUCCACCUCCACCCUCACCCCAUCUCCAACUCCACCCCCCAUUCCAUUUCAACCUCCAACCCAUCUACACCUCCAAACCCAUCGACUCUACACCUCCAAACCAACCCUAUCUACACUUCUACCUCCAUCCAUCUGUAUCUCCAACCCCUAA